AUGGAUGUUGACAAUGUGUCCGAAGUUCCCCAGUACAUACAAAUACUGCUGCGACAGAAAGCGGCUCUCAACGCCGCCAUGGCGCGUCGAGGCCAGCGCCCCAAGGAUAUGAAAUCUAGGCGGGAACUCAUCGAUCAGUUCAUGAUAGCGCGUGUCGUCCAGGAGAUGACCCAGUUUCGAACUGGAGGUUCUAUUCAGCUGCAUACGUCCUUUGUCCCUAUUCCAUACGAGCCAUCGAUCACACCUCUUGGGAAGUUGAAGCCUGUAUACAUCAAGGAUUUGAGACUAGAAACUCAUCACCGGGGCAAUUAUCUUCUGGUUCGGGUGUUGACGCCUCCGCAUAGAAUGACGGCCAUCAUGGCGAUUGUUGAGGAUGAGAAUGCAGGUGCGGUGCCCCUACAGAUCUAUCAACAGCCGGAUGAAAAGAUUCGUCCUGCCACAAGUGUUAUUAUGAAGAAUGAUGUUUUGCUCAUCAAGGAGCCUUAUCUCAAGACUACCAGUGAUGGGGGUUACGGCCUUCGGGUCGACCAUGUGAGCGAUCUAGUCUGUCUCGAUGCACACUGCGAUAUGUUACCCAACAGGUGGAAAUCUAGGCCGGUAAUCCUUGGUAAGACUGCCGAUGAUUGGAAGCAAGAAGGGAAUGAGGCGAUGGGGAAGAAAGACUAUUGGGCGGCUAUUCAAAGCUAUACCGCUGCGCUUGAAUGUCCUUCUUCUGCUCAAGUUACAAAAACAAUCCAUCUCAAUCGUGCAUUGGCACAUCUGAAGGACGCGAGCUUCGAUGCGGCUUUGACUGAUAGCCAAUGCAUGAUCUCCCUCUCGGAUGCGUCAGAAAAAGCACUGUAUCGAGCGGGUCAAGCCUUAUACGGGCUCGGACGAUUUUCUGAAUGCCGCGAUAUGUUUGAAAGUCUUUGCAAGAAGUAUCCCAAUAACUCCCUCGCUGACACAGAACUUAAGCGAGUUUGCUGCCGGUUAGCAGAGCAGCAAAGCGGCAUAUACGAUUUUGAGUCAAUCUACAAGGAGAUUUCAACAACCAGACCGCCGCAUCUGGACCAUGCAACAUUUGUCGGAUCAGUAGUCGUGAAGCCUUCCCCGGGCCGUGGUUUAGGAAUGUUUACCACCAAAGCUGUGGAGGCGGGAGAACUUCUUUUGUGUGAGAAGGCGUUCGCCCAUUGCUAUGCUGGAACUUCAGAGGACUCGGAGAUCAAUUCCAAGAUUACUCUUCUAAUGAAUGUGCAUACGAACAAAAUGACUAUGGGCACUCAAAGCGACCUCAUCACAAAUAUCGUACAAAAGCUUUGGAAAAACCCAUCCCUUUUACCAAAGUUUACCGAGCUCCAUCACGGAUCUUAUAAACCUACCGAAGUAGCUGAGGUUGAUGAAAAGCCAGUUGUUGAUACCUUUCUGAUUGAACACAUUAUUGCUCUCAAUUCCUUCGGCUGCCCUCUCUCUUCCCAUGAGAGCUACUUCACAAGCCCCAAAGAGGCUGACCAUAAGCACCAUUCCUGCGGCAUCUGGCUCAUGGCUUCAAAAAUCAAUCACUCAUGCCUCAGCAACGCUCACCGAAGCUUCCUCGGCGAUCUACAACUCGUGCGUGCGACAUGUGAUAUACCCACAGACACGGAAUUGACAUUCUGGUAUGCACUUACCACGGGGGAGAGCAAUGAAAUGAAAUAUUUGAAAAACUGGGGAUUUCAAUGCAAAUGUCCCAUCUGUCUUGAUUCAGAAGAAACAUCGAAAAGGCAGUUGAGAAGGAGAUCUAAGCUUCUCGAAGAAUUGAAAAUGACUCUUGACGCGAGCAAUAUCAACACGACCAAGGCCGAGCGUUUGUUGAUUGCCAUUGAUGGAACGUACAAACAUCCGGCGACCAGGGUCCCACGACUGGCCUUGCGAUAUCCAUAUCUCCAACUAGCCGGCGUUUACGCCAAGCGAAAAAUGGCGGAAAAAGUUGUAUCCAUGACACUGAAAGCGUUGAAAUGCCUGGGCUUCGUCAUCAAGGAUGCGUACCUGCCUGCCAUAUCCGGGAAACCUUUUGUGAUUGAAAAAUGGGGCUUAAUGAUGGAUGGGGUGAUGGAGGCAUGGAUUUAUCUCUGCGAUGCUUAUGCUGCUCUGGCACCACAAUUUCUCCAGCAAGCUGAGGACUGUGCGAAAUUGGCUUACAAGAUGUGUAUUGGAGAAGAUCACACAUUCAAAAAGACGUAUGAUGCAAAGGCUAGACAUGUAUGA
This is a messenger RNA of Sclerotinia borealis F-4128, 2223 nucleotides long. Lineage: Eukaryota; Fungi; Ascomycota; Leotiomycetes; Helotiales; Sclerotiniaceae. The record is from the annotation of a GenBank genome assembly.